AUGAAAGAACAUUUCCUGUUCAUCCUUCUUGCAAUAUGUGCAACUAUCAACGCACUCUUGCGGGUGCCCGUGCUGAAAUCGGCCUACAAACAAAAAUCUAUUGAUGGGAACGCGAUUGCCGAAUUCCUGAAGCAAAAGUACAUUGAAGGCUACGUGUUUGCCUCGGACAACGCUACCAAUGCGACCAAUGCGACGGGCCUCAGCGUACCCCUCCUUUACUCCUCAAAUAUGGCCUAUUACGGACUCAUCUAUAUCGGAACGCCUGAACAGCAAUUCCGAGUGCAGUUCGACACCGGUUCGGCAAAUCUGUGGGUUCCGUGCAUGGGCUGCAAUGCAAGCGACGAAGCCUGUCAAAAUCACCGUAAGGUUGGAUAG
This is a messenger RNA of Haemonchus placei, 375 nucleotides long. The record is from the annotation of a GenBank genome assembly. Lineage: Eukaryota; Metazoa; Nematoda; Chromadorea; Rhabditida; Trichostrongylidae.